Molecule: messenger RNA, 734 nt
Organism: Musa acuminata AAA Group (dessert banana)
Lineage: Eukaryota; Viridiplantae; Streptophyta; Magnoliopsida; Zingiberales; Musaceae
Product: glutaredoxin-C8
Exons: 4
Coding region: 111-509 (132 amino acids)
Biological process (GO): cellular response to oxidative stress
Cellular component (GO): cytoplasm
Molecular function (GO): glutathione disulfide oxidoreductase activity
Source: RefSeq, a predicted model, not a curated record
CCAAUCGCACGCGUCCGAUCGUCUCUCGGCUUCAUCCGUUCGCUACCCACCUAAUCAUCGUCGUUCGGUCUCCCUCCCCAACUCCUCCGCCUUUCCCCAUUUGCUCACCCAUGGCGUCGGCGGCGGCCGGAGGCGUGUCGGUUUGGCAUCAGCGGCCGUGCUUGCGGUGGCGGACUCCCGUUUCCUCCGCCUCCAACAAGGUGGCUUUCGUGAAGAAAACCGUAUCCUCCCAUGACAUCGUCAUCUUCUCCAAGUCCUAUUGCCCGUAUUGUAUGACAGCAAAAGCAGUUUUUCAAGAAUUGAAGAAGGAACCAUGUGUUCUGGAGCUGGAUGAGAUAGAGGAUGGGUCGGAAAUUCAAGAUGCACUGUCUGAUAUUGUUGGGAGGCGUACAGUCCCUCAAGUGUUUGUCCGUGGAAAGCACUUGGGUGGUUCUGAUGAUACUGUUGAAGCUUAUGAAAGUGGGAGGCUUCUGACUCUUCUUGGUAUUGGCUCAAAAGAUGAUCCGUAAAUAAUGCCCUAUGACUAACUUUUGGAAAGUUGGGAUAUGGAAGCAUUAAAUCUUACAUGACCUGCAGGUCUCUCUAAAACAAACUUAAUAUUUCGUGGACAUGAUUUUGAUGUUACAAACUAGGAUAUGAUGUUUCUUGGUUUGUUAUCUCUUUGUUUCUUGUGAGGUAUGCAUAUAUUCCGUCUUUACAGUUCAGAUUUCAUAUUAUGAUUUCCUUCCCAUUUA